AUGUAUCUCCCGGCCAUUUUAUUAAUAGUCGCCGCUACUCUUGCAGAUUCCCAAAGAGUCAUCAUCCCCAACGGAGUGAUACAAGGAAGAGUAGAAUAUUCUUUGAGAGGAUACUCGUUCAAUUCCUUCCAACAAAUCCCCUACGCUCAACCGCCGAUCGGACCCCUAAGAUUCCAGCCUCCUUUACCCGCCAAAAAAUGGAAGGGAAUCUUAAACGCCACCGUAAACGAUAAAGUUUGCUAUCAAAUGAACAAUUUGCUUCAAUUACCUCCGAACAAUCCAUUCGAAAGCGAAGAUUGCUUGUAUUUAAACGUUUACACGCCUGCGGGUACUAAAUUAGGGGAUAAAUUACCGGUAAUGGUUUAUAUCCACGGUGGAGGGUUCGAAGUGGGCACUGGAAACUUCAUCUACCUAGGACCUCAUUACUGGAUGGAGCACGGCGUGGUUGUAAUCACGUUGAAUUACAGACUGGGACCGUUCGGGUUCCUAUCUACCGGCGAUACCGUUUUGCCCGGUAAUUACGGCCUCAAAGAUCAGCUGAUGGCUUUGAAAUGGGUCCGGACGAACGUCGCCUACUUCGGUGGAGAUCCCGAUAAAGUGACGAUUUUCGGGCAAAGCGCCGGCGCCUCCAGCGUCGCGUAUCUACUGAUGACCGAAAAAUCGAAAGGUUUAUUCAGAGCCGCGAUAGCCCAAAGCGGCACCAUUCUCAGUCCGUGGGCCUACCAAAGACACCACACCGAAUACGCCUACGAGCUGGGAUCGUUCUUGGAUCCCGCAUUCACCACGGAGAACACCACGCAGGAAUUAAUGGAGUAUCUGCAAUCCGUUCCGCCCAAAGAAUUGAACGAAGCGGCUAUCGAACGUUUUCCCGAACACUGGGAAGUCGAUCCGAAGUUGCAAACGCCCUUUGCGCCUUCUAUCGAACCCGAUCACCCGGGCGCUUUCAUCACGGGAAGAAUGUACGAGGCGAUCGCGGGCGGGAAAAUGCAAAGGAGGCCUCUUAUGAUGGGCACGUGCAGCGAAGACUACAUGUACGCGGUCGCUUUAGAUGUGAAUAGGUUCCUGAAUGAAGGUACUAAAACCUUCGAUGAUAACCUCCUACUUUUGUACAACGAAAAUAUGCACCUGACCGAUGAAAAAAAGCAGUUGGCUGCUGCGAGGGCUAUUAAGAGGAUAUACACUAACGAAUCGUUUUACGAGCAUCCGGGAAAAUUGAUUCAAUUUCGCAGUGAUGAAGGCUUCGGAUUGCCGGGGUGGAAACACGCGAAAAUGCAGUCGGAGUUCAGCGAUGUUUUUUAUUAUCAAUUUUCUUAUAUGGGAAGUAUACCGCCUCCUAGACCGAAUAUACCAGAGUCGAAUCGAGUAGGUCAUGGUGACGAAAACUACUACAUGUGGGUAUUUAAUAACAACUCUAAUUUAAACGAUUACCCUCAAAGUGAUAUAAUCACGAGUGAACGAUUGAGAACGUUAUUCACCAAUUUCGCCAAAUAUCUGGACCCGACGUUCGAUCGUAAAGAUGUAUUAGGUGUGAAUUCGUGGGAAAAAGUGGAACCCUGUACGUUUAAUUAUUUAAACAUUAAUGAAACUUUGAAGGUUCAAACGAACCUAAAGCAAGAUAUUUUCGAAGAUUGGGAAAAGGUUUAUGAUAAAUUUGCCGUGGAGCCGCUCGAUACGUAUUAAUUGAACAAUAUUUGGCGAUUAUUAAUAAAAUUAUUUAAAAUCUGUCAGUAAUAUUUCUCGUUUGUCC
Phyllotreta striolata is the source of this 1747-nucleotide messenger RNA. Lineage: Eukaryota; Metazoa; Arthropoda; Insecta; Coleoptera; Chrysomelidae. The record is from the annotation of a GenBank genome assembly.